AUGAUUUCAUAUUUAUAUAUAUUUCUUUUGAUUAUAACUAUUUAUACUUCAUACACUCUUGCUGUUAUUCCUGAUAGCAAAUGUCCAGAAGAAGAUGCCCUUCGAAAGUGUCUUAAUCAAUUAGCAUUUGUUCGUCCGACAGAUGUAUUAGACGUUCAAAAGGUUAUUAAAUGCGCAGCAAAAUUACAUUUUCCUAUUGUAGCAAGAUCAGGUGGUCAUUCUUAUGAAGGUUAUGGGAUUGGAGAUAAAGAUUGUUAUUUAGUUGUUGAUCUUGUAACCUUGAAUAAAACCACUAUUGAUAUAACCUCACAAACUGCUGUAAUUGGAACUGGAAAUGUACUAGAAUCAUUAUAUUACAAUGUGAACCAACAUAUAUUUGCAUUUCCAGCUGGAACUUGUCCUUAUGUUGGAGUGGGUGGACUUAUGUUAGGUGGUGGUAUGGGAUAUCUUAAUCGAAAAUUUGGACUAUCAUCAGAUAAUAUUCUUGAUGCACAAAUUGUUUUAGCAAAUGGGACAAUAGUUCACAGUGCCAGAAAACAUCCUGAACUUUACUGGGCUAUUCGAGGUGCAGGAAAUGCUGGCUAUGGAAUUGUUACAACUUUAACUCUCAAGAUACAUCCUAUUCAGAAGAUUGUAACUUCUAUGUUCCUUGAUUACGAUUUUGAUCAGACUCCAUUAUUACUCUCAGUAAUGAAUAAAUUGGGAAAUAAUCUUCAUCGAAAUUUAACUAUCUUAUUCAACAUUGAUUCCAAUUCAACUCACAUUCAUGGGAUUUAUUUAGGAUCUACAAGUGAAUUGCAAUCUCAUAUGCAAGAAUUUAUUAAAUUAUCUAAACCUAACAAUGUAACAUAUUCUGAAAAUGAUUUGUAUAAUUCACUUACUAAAGGCACGGAAGGAUCUAAAAUAAAAGAUUCUUAUAAAGUAAAAUCUUACUUUAUUGAUUCGAAAGGAUUGUCUGAUGAAGGAAUUAAAUCUUUAAUGUCAUUUAUAAAAAAUUUUGAAUGUGAAAUAUAUUCUGUUAUGCUAUUGAUCGGUGGUGGAAAAGUUAAUGAAAUUAAGCGAAAAGAAACUGCAUUUGUUCAUAGAGGUUUUUUGUAUCAUAUGGAAGUGAAAGUAACAGCACCUACUGAAAUGUGUUUACAAAAGUUAGAUAGUUUUUCUCAACAAUUUCAACGAAAUUAUACUCAUUAUGAAAGUUAUCAAAAUUUAGCUGAUAGACAAUUAAAUAAUUGGCAACAUAGGUACUUUGGUGAAAACUUCAAAAAACUAGUGACAAUCAAGCGAAAAUAUGAUCCUCAUAAUUUAUUUCAUUGGAAUCAAAUGAUUUCAUUGGCGGAGAAGUGGCUUCACGAAUAUCCUAUAAAACCUGAAAUCGAAUACAAAAACCUGACUACUGGCACAUAUCAUUAUAUAAUUCUUUCUGAAGGACACUAUCCUCCAUCACCUAUUCUUGCUAAAAGUCAAAAAAAAAAUAAUAAUUGUUAUCGAAUACCCGAUAAAUACAAGGCUAAAGUUAGUUGGGGAAAAAAAAGUAAAUGGCGAGAAAUUAUAUGUUCCAUUGAUUAUAAAAAUCAAGAUAAUGAUAAAGAAGAUAAUCCAACAAAUAAAAAACCUUGUUUUAAAAUUGAAUUUAAUAAUGGAUUACAAGUAGUAGAAUCUUGGAAAAGUGCAACGGAUGCAGCAAAUAUAUAUUCUCAGAUAUAUAAUCCAAAAGGAACUUCAAUAUUAUCAGGCACUAUAGUCUUUGGACUACAACUUAAAUGCGUUGAACAUAAUAGAGAUCUUUAUCAUCAGGCACGAGUUUUUAAACCAAUUGAGACUUAUAGUAAUCCUACAAAAAGAGCCCGACUUGAACAAAUCA
Messenger RNA from Cetraspora pellucida, 1861 nucleotides. The record is from the annotation of a GenBank genome assembly. Lineage: Eukaryota; Fungi; Glomeromycota; Glomeromycetes; Diversisporales; Gigasporaceae.